Durio zibethinus is the source of this 1448-nucleotide messenger RNA. It is a transcript of the gene NOL, whose product is annotated as NYC1-like protein. Lineage: Eukaryota; Viridiplantae; Streptophyta; Magnoliopsida; Malvales; Malvaceae. Gene Ontology annotation, biological process: PSII associated light-harvesting complex II catabolic process; chlorophyll catabolic process. The record is from RefSeq and is a predicted model, not a curated record. Gene Ontology annotation, molecular function: chlorophyll(ide) b reductase activity.
AUUGGCGGACCUACCUCUGUCCUCAAGCAAACGCCAUAUCUAGUUUGAUGAUGUUCGCUUUAUGCGAAAUAGAAAAAAAAUAUAAAUAAAUAAAGGGUUGGUCCAAUGCAAUUUAUGUUGGCUAGCUGUUUACGUGGCAGCUGACUUUCAUGAGGCGCAGCAGCACCCCACGUGGGUAAAGAUGAAUCCAUAUAGUAUAGCCACAGAGCUCUGGAGCUAAUCUAUCAUCAAUGGCGACUGCUGCUGCUUCUACUUGCCAAUUCUUGACUCAAUUUUGGUAUCCAAGACCCCAUCCAAUUAUCUUCUCUCCCAUCUUCAAACCAACCCAUUUUCAGCCCUACUUUGCUCAUGGUUACCUCCAAAACAACUCCUCUCCAACUCCAACAAUCUCCUUGAAUCCUCCAUUUCCGGUAAAGGCCCAAGCUGCCACUCCUGGAGACAGACAACCCAUGCUUCCUCCAUACAACGUUCUUAUAACUGGCUCAAGCAAAGGAAUAGGGUAUGCAUUGGUGAAAGAAUUUCUGAAAGCAGGUGACAAUAUCAUAAUUUGUUCUAGAUCUGCUGAACGGGUGAAAUCUGCUGUUAAGAGCCUCAGAGAAGAAUAUGGGGAGCAGCGUGUGUGGGGCAGUCAGUGUGAUGUCAGAGAAGCAGAGGAUGUGAAGAAUUUAGUUUUAUUUGCACAAAUGAACCUGGGAUACAUUGAUAUAUGGAUUAAUAAUGCAGGAUCAAAUGCCUAUAGUUAUAAACCACUGGCAGAAGCAUCAGACGAAGAUCUUAUUGAAGUUGUUACUACAAACACCCUUGGGCUGAUGAUUUGCUGCCGAGAGGCCAUUAAGAUGAUGUUGAAGCAGCCUCGAGGUGGUCAUAUUUUCAACAUUGAUGGAGCUGGUUCAGAUGGAAGACCAACCCCUAGAUUUGCUGCAUAUGGAGCAACCAAACGUAGUGUAGUGCAUUUGACAAAAUCACUACAGGCUGAACUGCAGAUGCAAGAUGUUAAAAAUGUAGUAUUGCAUAAUCUAUCGCCAGGAAUGGUUACAACUGAUCUUCUCAUGUGUGGUGCAACCACGAAGCAGGCCAAGUUUUUCAUCAAUGUUUUAGCAGAACCAGCUGAAGUGGUUGCAGAAUACCUCGUCCCAAACAUCAGGUCGAUCCCAGCAAAUGGAUCAUGGAAGCCAACUUAUAUUCGGUUCCUCACUGGAUUGAAAGCUUACUCUCAGAUAUUUUCAAGACUAGCAUUUGGUGCAAGAAGAAACAGAUACGUGCCUGAAGACUGAAGAACAUCCUGUCUGUGUAGUUUCUAAAUCUUAACAUCCCCACCCCAUUAUUCUAUGCGAAAUUAGUGUACUUUAGGAGAAAAAUCCCGUAAUCCAUCAUAAACAAAUCGUGUUAGACUUUGUUGGUCUUGGCAAAUUUUCACCCGAAGGCUGGGCUCCACGUAUUACGUUCAA